Leptopilina heterotoma is the source of this 1138-nucleotide messenger RNA. RefSeq names its product growth arrest and DNA damage-inducible proteins-interacting protein 1 (gene CRIF). Lineage: Eukaryota; Metazoa; Arthropoda; Insecta; Hymenoptera; Figitidae. The coding region runs from base 249 to 1106 and encodes 285 amino acids. The record is from RefSeq and is a predicted model, not a curated record. Gene Ontology annotation, cellular component: nucleus. The transcript is spliced from 3 exons.
AUGGAAAUCUGAUUUCUGAUCACUUUGCGGCUAAAAAUCGUGGUGAUCAUUGAAUAUAUUUAAUAUUUCUAUCAUUUCUGUGAUUAUUUCGAUAAAUAUAGAAUUUAUAGAUAAAUACAAAAGUUAUUUUUCAUAAUCGAAAAAAGAAACGUCACAUUAUUUAGAUUUUAUUUGUAUAUUAUUUAUACUCCUAACCUCACUUUUGAUAAACUUGAUGUUUUCUCUUUAAAGAAUAUAAAGAUAUAAAAAUGAAUAUAAAAGUGAUUAUUUCCCGAAAUUUCGGGUCAAAAUUUGGACUGUCUAAUAUUUUUUCUGUGCGAUCGUGUUCGACGUUGGAAAAAUUAGUGAAAUUGAAGCAACAAACAAAAUCUGGAGAACUUGAGUACGAUGUGGUUCCUAUUUUUCAGAAAGAAGUUGAAAGCGAAGAAAAAUUGAUGAAAUUAAGAAACAAAUCCAGAUUAUCUUUAAGUGAUCAAAAUCGAUUGCACGGCAGAAAACCAUACAAUAAAAGUAUUGAAAAAUUUCAUGAUAGUGUAAGGUACAAAAGAAGAAUGUUGGGACGAUAUGGAUUGAAAGCUUUGGAUGCAACGCCUGGAGUUGCUUGGCCAACAUUAGAGGAUGUCGAGGAUGCAAAAGCAUACGAAGCAGUCUAUAAUCCACUUUCAUUAGAAGAAAAUUGGAAACUAAUCGAAGAAAAGAAACGAGAAGAGGAAGAGCGGAUAAGACUCAGAGAAGAGGAAAUCGAUGAAAAAUUGAAAAAUAUGCAAAAAUGGAAAACGGAAUUACAGAACAAGAUUAAUCAAAAAGAAGCGGCCGAGAAUGCGGCAAGAAUCAAGAAGGAAAAAAUGAUGGAAGAAAUUCGUCAAGAAUUUGGUUUUCAUUUAGAUCCACGUACUGCUAAAUUCAAAGAAUUAAUGGCAAAAAAACAGGAAGACGAGAGAAAGAAAAAGAAAAGCCUGAAGAAGGAGGAAAAAGCAGCAAGAGCAUUGAGAAGCAUGUCAGAGCAAUUUAAAAUAAUGGAGGAUAGUACAAAAACAGUUGAAACUAAAACCGAAAAUAAUACAGUUUCCAAGGAUGAAAAACUGACAGAAAAAAAUAAAGUCUAAAUUUGAAUUCCUUUUUUAGCCUUAUUCAUGAA